Melampsora larici-populina 98AG31 is the source of this 600-nucleotide messenger RNA. RefSeq lists its product as uncharacterized. NCBI's taxonomy places the organism in Eukaryota, Fungi, Basidiomycota, Pucciniomycetes, Pucciniales, Melampsoraceae. The record is from RefSeq and is a predicted model, not a curated record. The coding region runs from base 1 to 600 and encodes 199 amino acids. The transcript has 4 exons.
AUGGAGUCUCAGGCAAAGUUAGAAGUUCUUUACCGUCAGCCAAAUUACAAUGAGGUGCAUCUUCUUGGACAAUGGAACAGGCAGCAAGAACAGCAGUUGCGUGAACUGGUGGUUGAGAACUCAGCCACUCUGAGAGUUAGACUCAGCAAGCUUGUUACACUUGCAGAAGACUUACAUGAAGCUGAAGAAGAACUUAAACACUUACGUGAAAAGAGGCAAAACGACCAAAAUCCUGCCGAGCGGACUGAACUGGCCCAGCUUCCGGAAAGGGUAGCACUUCUGGAAGAGAAGAUUGAUGAGCCAGUGGCUGAACUUGGGGGCAAUGAAUAUCACAAUACACCAGGCGCUAGAAAUAAUGAUCCAGAUAAUGUACCAAAUAAGUGGAUGAUCAACAUAGUCGGAUCACGAAGACCAAGAUUGUCAGAUAAAGCAAGAGCAGAGUGGCAGGAGGUGGCCGAAGCAAGUAUUCUUCAGGCGGAGCCGCUGGAUGAGGGUGAAGCUGAAGAACAUUGUUUGGAUGAAGAGGUUGGAGAUGAAGAUGUUGAAGUCAAAUUGGGAGAGGAAGGUGAGGGCGAGUUAGAUAUAGACUGGCUUUUUUGA